Molecule: messenger RNA, 345 nt
Organism: Anopheles coustani
Lineage: Eukaryota; Metazoa; Arthropoda; Insecta; Diptera; Culicidae
Exons: 2
Coding region: 1-345 (114 amino acids)
Source: RefSeq, a predicted model, not a curated record
AUGAAUGUCGUUUUUCUAUACGGUUACGUGAUUGCCAGUGUAAGUGCGGUCAUUUCGAUGAUUUACUUCGGUUUAUACAACUUUACUCAGCAGCGAAAUUUGCGCCUCAUUCUGGACAGUACGGUUUUUCGGCAGAUUUACGAACGUCGAAGAAGUCACCCAUCCCCGCACAAGUACGCCAACAGGCACCGCUCGAAACUGAUCACUCGUCGGCUGCUGAACAAGAUCAAUCAACUCAAACCCCGGAUUCAUCUGCCCUCGGAAGUGCCACGAUGGAAGCUGAUCUGCACGCCAACCGGUGAAGUGCGGGCCAUCCCUUUGGCACCCUGCAACGAAGCCAAGUGA